Messenger RNA from Pangasianodon hypophthalmus (striped catfish), 2791 nucleotides. RefSeq names its product adaptor related protein complex 5 subunit zeta 1 (gene ap5z1). Gene Ontology annotation, cellular component: AP-5 adaptor complex. NCBI's taxonomy places the organism in Eukaryota, Metazoa, Chordata, Actinopteri, Siluriformes, Pangasiidae. The record is from RefSeq and is a predicted model, not a curated record. The coding region runs from base 128 to 2647 and encodes 839 amino acids. The transcript is spliced from 16 exons.
ACGCGGAACUAGCAGUCACGUGAUUUGUAGGGCACAACAAACAUACCUUUGAGUGUAAUCGAUUUUCAGAUAAAUUUUGAUUUUGUUGCUUUGUGCAGUCUGAUGUGGUUGGGUUUGCUGAUUCAGUAUGUACGCUUCCGGAACAGAGAGUCUGAUCAAACAGGCAAGAGAAAUCCAGGAAGAGGAGCUGCAGAAGUUCUACGGUCGUGUAUCUAAACAGCUUCAUUCUGGGAAAGAAGCUGGAGGAGAAGUGAUCGAUUCCCUUCAGAGGCUCCACUUGAUUGUUUCCGCUACCAAAUAUGCCAGAACACUUCCUCCAGAUCUUGUAAAGAAGCUCCAGAUGCUGCUGCGCUCUCCAUCCUGUCUGGAGCAGUUACAGGUUCUGUCCUCGGCCAUCCUCAGGGAGAGUUUGCCUCUCAGCGUGCACAAUCUCUCCACAGAGCUCAGCCAGGACAGCAGAGCACUCAGUUAUCUGGCCAGUGUAGUGCUCGCACAGGUAAUUCCCGUCCACCCUUCACACACUACUUCAGUUUUAAUGCACAGUCUCCUGAAACACCACCUCUUUUUCCUUCAGGCUGGAAGCAAAGAUGAUCUGCUUCCUCUCUGUCAGCAUUUACUGAAGAGUCUGGAGUCAAGACAGCCUGAGACGCAGAUCCCCAAACACACGCUUCCCAUUCUCACUAAAAUGUUCAGCUUCUCUCCAGAUAUUCUUAAUGAAGAUCAGGUGAAUCUGGUCAGUCGGAAGCUGGCUGACUGGCUCCGAUAUGCCAGCAUCCACCAGGGAGCCUCCAUGUCCUCUGGCGGAUUUUUCACCAGUCCCAGAUCGCGACAGCCAGCAUUAAUGACGGAAGUGGAUGGAGCAGUGGCAGGAGACUUCUUCACUGUGCUGUGUGUGGGCCAGAGCUACACUGAAGACCAGUGGAUGAACAUGUACACGUUUUCCAUGAUCAAGAACUGGCUGCUUACCUACGACACAGAUGGAACCUCGAAUACAGAAUCAGAUGACCGGUCUGAGUUGGACAGUUCAGUGAUGUCCAUGGUGUCUGCGACCUCCUCGUCCAGUCGAAUGCUUCCCCCGAAAGAGCGUCUGAGGGAGAAAGCCUUUGAGUAUUGCCAUCGGCUUAUCGAGCAGAGUGACCGGAAGGCUGUGAAGAAAGCAGAUGCAGAGCUUCAGAAAGCGUGCAUUGUGGAGUCAGUGUCUAUAAUGGACAUCAUUUGCAGUGAAGAUCCUUCCUACGUGUACCGUGGCUUUCCCUGCAUCAAAGCGCUGUAUGGCAGGCUGAGUGCAGAUCUGGCUUUUGCUCGAGUCCUGCUGCCUAUCGCUCAGUUCUACCUCAACCACAGCGAAACCGCUGCUGUGGAAUCAGAGGCCAUCUUCUGCCAUCUCUUCAGCCGCUUCCCAGCUGAGCUUUUCAAUGAGCCCAUGCUGGCCUACGAGUUUGUCCAUUUCUGCCUGCACAAUGUCAGCGUGCUGCAGGAGAAAGUGGCCAUGUACAGGCAUAGCUUCCCUAACCUGCUCAAGUUUCUGGCAUGGAACAGUCCGGGGCUGAUCUCUGAGUAUAUGGAGCUGCUGCCUUCUCUUUUGGCUCCUGAAACGGCGAUUGAGUUACUCCACACACUGCUGGAUCUUCCCUGCCUGGCCGCAGCCCUGGACCUCCAACACAGGUCGGCAUGGUAUCAGGCCGCAGAUCGUGCUGCGUGGGACCAGCAGGGUUCUAAGAUCACAGCGUCUCUGGAUGCCUUCCGCCAGCCAUCCUACAGAGGUCUGUUCCUCUACAUCCUCAGACCUGAGGCGGGCACCGGAGACACGAUUGACAGGUUGAGUAUGCUUCACAAUGCUCUGGAGGGAAUGGCGGAGAGCCCUCGUGUGCUGUGCUGUGCUCAGAUUGUCCCUGUCCUCCUACAUGUCUACUUCAACACCAUUACGCAGAUGGCUGAUGGGAAGAUGAUGAACCAGCUGCUGCUGGUCCUGCUGGAAAGAAGCAGCCUGUUGUACAAGAUAAAGAACUUCAGCACUGAAGUGCAGAGAGUUUUCAGCACACACCUGCAGGCACUGUGCAAGCUGUACCCACAGCUGAUUGUUGAUCAGUACAAGGAGCUGCUGGAAUUUACCAGCACCACUACCAACAUCUACACUAAAGAGGACUUCUACACACAUGUGGUGUGGGUAAUCGGGGAGUAUCUGUCACUUUCCUAUGAUCCUCGCUGUACCGUGGAGCUGAUAACGUCCUUUUUUGAGGGGCUUGAGGCGGUGUUGUUUGAGAUCACACAGGUACGCCAGUCCGCCAGCCCCCCGAGCUACUCACCACGACUGCUCACCGUGCUCAUGACAGCGCUGGCAAAGUUGGCAUCCCGAAGUCAGGACCUCAUUCCCCGGGCAUCACUUUUUCUGUCUAAGAUGCGCUCAUUUGCACACAGUGGACGCGUGGCAUCGUGCUUCAGUGAGGAGGACAGCGAGGAGAUCAUCACACGAGCUCACGAGCUCAUCAACCUUCUCAAGCUACCUAACGUAGCCCAGUUCGUGUUAACACCUUCCGUACAGGAUGACUGUCCACGCUGGCACCGAGACACCAACGCGGCCCUGCCACAGCGCAUGAGGGCCAUCAGUGACCUGCUGCAGUCUCAGUCCAGCUUCCUGCCAGCUUAGAGCACCGCUCUGCACAACGCCACGCUGCCUGAAUAUGGGACGUCAAGUUUCUCAAUCAGAAUCACUCAAUCACACUGGCUUACGGAUCAUUUUUGUGCCAUGAAACCAUGAAAACCUCAUAUUAAACAUCGGUAUAUAAUGUUA